Alosa sapidissima (American shad) is the source of this 1194-nucleotide messenger RNA. RefSeq names its product zinc finger protein 135-like. The record is from RefSeq and is a predicted model, not a curated record. The transcript is spliced from 4 exons. Lineage: Eukaryota; Metazoa; Chordata; Actinopteri; Clupeiformes; Clupeidae. Gene Ontology annotation, molecular function: DNA-binding transcription repressor activity, RNA polymerase II-specific. The coding region runs from base 1 to 1194 and encodes 397 amino acids. Gene Ontology annotation, biological process: negative regulation of transcription by RNA polymerase II.
AUGCAGACCAACGGAGAAAAAGAACAGCCUGAGACCACUGUUGAAAGGAUUGCAAAUGUGAAGAGUUUCAAGAGGGGGUCAGAUCUUAACCCAAAUCAGACAACGCAUACUGGACAAAAGCCAUAUCAGUGUACUACACGUGGGAAGGAUUUCAAAUGCAGCGGAAACCUCACUGGCCAUCAGAGAACACAUACUGGACAAAAUCCAUAUCAGUGUUCGGAUUGUGGUAAGACUUUUACUAGGGUGGGUGAUCUCAAGAUACACCAGAGGAUGCAUACUGGAGAAAAUCUAUACCGGUGUUCAGAGUGUGGAAAGCCUUUUACUCACGUAGGUCAAUUCAAGAUACAUCUGAUGAUCCAUACUGGGGAAAAGCCAUAUCAGUGUGCUACAUGUGGGAAGGGUUUCAAAACCAACCGAGAGCUCACUGUCCAUCAGAGAACACAUACUGGAGAAAAGCCAUAUCUGUGUACAGAGUGUGGAAAGCGUUUUACUGAUGCGGGUAGUCUCAAGAAACACCGGAUGAUACAUACUGGGGAAAAGCCAUAUCGGUGCUCAGACUGUGGAAAGACUUUCAGAACGUUGGUUCAGCUCAAGAUACACCAGAGGACGCAUACUGGGGAAAAGUGUUAUCACUGUUCAGACUGUGGAAAGACUUUCGCUCAUUUGUCUACUCUCAAGUUACACCAGAAAAUCCAUAGUGGAGAAAAGUGUUAUCACUGUUUAAAUUGUGGAAAGGCUUUUGCUCGUUUGUCUAAUCUCAAACACCACCAGAAAGUCCAUACUGGGGAAAAGCCAUAUCCGUGUGCUACAUGUGCGAAGAUUUUCAAAACCAACAGAGCGCUUACUGUCCAUCAGAGAACACAUACUGGAGAAAAACCAUAUCGGUGUACACAUUGUGAUAAGACUUUUAGUCACGGGGAGCUCACUGUCCAUCAGAGAAUACAUACUGGAGAAAAACCAUAUCGGUGUUCAGAGUGUGGAAAGACUUUUACUCAGUCAAAGCUCACUGUCCAUCAGAUAAUACAUACUGGAGAAAAACCAUAUCGGUGUUCAGAGUGUGGAAAGACUUUCAGAUCAAGCUCAGAGCUCACUGUCCAUCAGAGAAGACAUACUGGAGAGAAGCCAUAUCGGUGUUCAGAUUGUGGUAAGACUUUUAAUCAGGCAUCUCAUCUCACCUCAAGACACACCAGAUGA